UAAAAGACCUUAUCUGAGACUUUUAUUGAACGCAACAUAAACUAAAGAUACUUACUCUCAAGUCACCGAAACAAAUUAGGGCAAACUAGAGGGUGGAUAUGAACCAUAAAUGUGUUGCAACCCCAGCACAUCCACAUCGACCCAAUUAUGUUUGCAGUUGCAGCUAAGCAACCUACUUGCAUGCUGUGCAGAUGGCGAUGGCUUCAAUUCCCAAAAGCUGAAACUUAACUUCCCAUCCUCUCUAGCUACCUUCUUCAUUCCUCAUACUUCUCUCAUCACAGCCAAGAAUUAAAUAGCCUUUCAAUUUCUCUGAAUGCGUGCUGCCAUGGAGCUCAAGCACUCCACCAUCAUCGUCAUCUUUCUCCUCUUCCUUCCUCUGCAGACUUGCUUCUCAAAAGCAGGGGGAAUGGAUGUGGCGGGGGAAGUAUAUGUGAUAGACUAUAGAGGGCCGGAGACACACUCCAACAUUCCUCCCCCUAGCAGAGGCAGAAGCAGAAGCAGAAGGCCUUUUGUUCCCAGAGCAGCAGCGGCAGGAGGAGGAGGAGGAAUAAGCAGGACCAUCUCCCAUCCCAAUUCUAAGGGCCUUAAAGCUGCUCAUGUUGCCGUUGGCAAGGUAACGUUUUUACUUUUACUUUCAAUCUUUACUGGCUUGGGUAAUUAACCUUUCUACCUCUAUGCAGAGAGGUGGAUGCAAUUAACACACACACAGACAGAGAUUUAUGUUCUAUGUUUUUUUUUUUUUUUCUUUUUAAAAAUUAUUAUGUUCUAGUUUUGGGAUAUGGCUUUUCAUUUGGGAUAAUACUUGGCUGUUUAAGUGGAGAAGGGUAAAGAUACGGACCAUUAUCUAGUGGAUUAGUGAAGUAUUCAAUGGGUGUUCCAAAAAAAUAUAUAUUGUCAGGAAUUUCAUUUUUGUUUUGCAGGGAAAUUAGAAAGUUGAUACGUGGAUGAAGAAGUUUUGGGCAGGGAGUGAUUUUUUUUUUCUUUUUUUUUUUUACUUCUGAAAAUAUAAGUUAAGAAUGGGUAGAGAUGGAUUUAGUUGAAAGGGUUAAUGUGAUGGCAUGAGUGGAAGUUUUCUGUGUGGUGUGUUUUAUUUGUAUAAAUGAGAGGAUAAUGACCUUUGUUGUUUGUAGUUUGUACCUCUAAUAUUUAAUUAAUAUAGUGCCUACUAUAUAUGUCUA
Malania oleifera is the source of this 1178-nucleotide messenger RNA. RefSeq lists its product as uncharacterized. The coding region runs from base 314 to 661 and encodes 115 amino acids. The transcript is spliced from 2 exons. Lineage: Eukaryota; Viridiplantae; Streptophyta; Magnoliopsida; Santalales; Ximeniaceae. The record is from RefSeq and is a predicted model, not a curated record.